Scatophagus argus is the source of this 3672-nucleotide messenger RNA. RefSeq names its product Bardet-Biedl syndrome 10 (gene bbs10). The coding region runs from base 360 to 2306 and encodes 648 amino acids. The transcript is spliced from 4 exons. Gene Ontology annotation, biological process: chaperone-mediated protein complex assembly. Lineage: Eukaryota; Metazoa; Chordata; Actinopteri; Scatophagidae. Gene Ontology annotation, molecular function: ATP binding; ATP-dependent protein folding chaperone. The record is from RefSeq and is a predicted model, not a curated record.
CCUUGGAUAGGAAAAGAUCGGUUUUGUGUGACUUGCAGCUAGACAAUGAUAAUGAUGCUUUUGAGUCGUUUGAGAAAAUAAACACACUACAGCUGUUGGCGAGUUGCUGCGUUGGUUCAGCUACCUAGCUAGCUAGCAGAUGCUAACGUUAUUCAGCUAUGUGACUGGAGCUGAAGAGCUAACAUAAUGCUGUAGUUAGGUAAACUACUAACGCCAACGACGCGCUCAUUUAUGAAAACAGUGAAAAGACGACCAUGACAGGAGAAAUACACAAGACAGGACAGGACAAAAUGACAAAAACAGUGAGAAAUUACCGCUGAGUAUUAACUUAUAUUUUGCACCUGUGUGCCUGCAAGAGUAUGGGGAUGCCGCCGGUGGAGCAUCUUCACCUGGAAAAUGUUCUGCAGACUGUAUGUGUGUUGGAGUCAGUCGUCCUCCGCUGUUUCGGCCCAGAAGGAGGACAGGUGCUGUUUACCCGAGACACAGGACAGGUGAUGUUGAGCCGUAGUGGGAUGCGCAUUCUCUCAGCACUCCACCUUGAGCAUCCGCUGGCCAGAAUGGUUGUGGAGUGUGUCUCGAAACACAGCACUGUAACAGGUGAUGGAUCCAAGACCUUUAUCCUACUGGUGGCGUCAUUACUACGGAUGAUUCAUACAAUAGCCUGCAAGGAGCCCCAUGUGUCUCGCACCUAUAACUCCAGGGAAGCAGCAGAGGCUGCCGCUGCCAGGCACUUGGCUGACAAAUUGCUGACAUUUGCGUUGGAGGAGCUGGAUGAUCUCAUUGCUGUGGGAGUGGUCCCAUAUGGAUGCUGUCUUUCGUGGGAAGAUUUCACUGCAAAAACACAAUUUCCAGCUCACUGUGUUCAAAAACUGUUGGCAUCUUUCUUUCAUUCACGUCUGGGUCGCACUCACUGUGACUUUAUUAGCGACCUUACCUGUGAUCUGCUCACUCACUGGAAAUUCAAGAAUGAGCAACCUUCCUUAUCACUUAAGUUUGUACAUGACAACUUUCAUGCAUUGCAUACACCUGUGUCAGGCUUUCCUGUAAGUUAUUCACGUUUGAUUGAGGGGCAGGUCAUUCACAGGGACUUUGCUACCCCCUGCCCUCAAACUGACCACCAGUCAGUUAAAGCUGUAGUUUUCACUUGCUACCUGCAUCCAAAAUUGCUCAAUGCAGGAGAAGUAUUGGAACUUGGAUGUAGAGAGGAAGGGAUGGGGGAGAAUUUAAAGAAGGAUAGAAGCAUUGUGCAGUUUAGCAGCUGGGCAGAAAGGUCACUAGACUGUGUCAUUGCAAACCUGCAGAGUCUCGGUGUCUCUGUGGUCAUGUCUUCAGUCAAGCAGUCUGCUGCUGUUCUGGCGUUAGCUGCGCAAGCAGACGUGUGCAUUGUGGAGUGUGUCAGUGAAGAUGAGCUGUCUCUCUUUGCCCAGUUAAGCGGUACCAGACCUGUCUCAGACUGUUGGAUGAUUGAACCAGACAAUGUUGCAACACUGACCUUUUGCCGACCAAUACUGCUGGGAGCUCACAGAUAUGUCCAUGUGGCUUUUCAUGAAAAUGUCAUGGUCAAACCCUGUAGUUUGGUCAUUUGUGGCCCAGGGGAAGGGCAAACUGACCAGUAUGCAUGUGCUUUACAAGAUGCUCUCCGUAUGCUACUUUCAACAUUGGAGCCCACGACUGCAGCUACAGCAUCAAAGAGGACCUUGCACUCAAACAAAAGCACAUCUGUAUAUACAGGCGAUCAGAUCCGCAAUGUGCCUGUGUUGGAACCAGGUUGCGUUUUACCUGCUGGUGGGACAUUUGAGUUUCUCUUAAGCCAUGCCCUUCUACAACAUGACUCAAUUUCCAAUGAUAUGAAUAUCAGUAACCCUGCUGUUUCCCAGCUCUUGGCAAAUGCUCUGCUGUGUGUGCCCAGACAGAUUUACUCCCACAGUCCCCAGUGUUUCCUGCACACUCAAACUAGACUCCUGAGCUUUGUUCAAAACAAUUCUCACCCUUUUAUCUCUGCAUCCAAUCAAAAACACAGCACAGUCCUCAUACAAGGACAGGGGAAAAGUCAAUGUCCUCUAGAGAAGUUUAAACAAAGUAUUCAUUGUUAUAGAGUGGCUGAUGUGUCAUCAGAAGUUUUUAUGUUAAACCUGGGCCUUGAAUCUGUCUCCUGUAAAUACAAACUGCUUCUGGCUGUGCUGCAGUGUGUUUCAAAUCUUCUCCAGGUGGACACUGUGCUAUACACACACACUGCCUUACGCACACAGUCACACAGACUUGCAACCAUUUCCUGGGAAGGCACAGAGGAUGAGGCUGAGGACUGAGAUUGUAUUGCGUCCCAAAAACAUGUUUAUGAAAGCUGUAAACAUAUUUUCUCUCAAUACUUGCACAUUCCUACAGCAGUUUGUUAUUAUUAUUUUGCCUCUCUGCAACAUAUUUGUGAUUCAUGUUUAUACUGUCACUGAGAUAGUAAAUUCUAUUUCAUGGCAUUACUGAUUUGUGGUGUAUUUCACAGGCCAAUAAAAUGUAAUGGUGAUUCUGUACCAUCCUGUCCUAAAUCAAGGCUAAAUUUGGCAAUAACAGUAAAAAAGAAAACAUAGACUGACAUUGUGUUAAUCUCUGUAGGGGACAGAAUGUGCAGCUGUUACUCAAUAGUUUAUCUACUGUGUGUUAAGGUGAAGUAGGGUGGUAGUGUGAGAGUGUAAGUGUUGAUGUUGGCCUCUCGCACUCAUCAUGAGUUCUCAUCAUGCUUCCUGUUUUUUCAGCACUUCUCUACCUUAUCUCAGUUUUCCUGCCUACUUCCUUUGGCUAUUUGGCACAUUCUGUUGCAUAAAAAGCAUGCACACAGAAUGGCAUGGAGACAUCGUCUCACAAAUUUACACACUGCUUUUUUUAAUCAGUGUUAUCUCCUUAUGAGGGGUGGGCUGUCUGAGAGGGAAACACCCAGUUUUCAACAGCCAAAUCAAAGUGUACUUCCUCAUGCUGUUACCAGCGGAACACUACAUCUUUACUCACCUCUUUUUGUAGAAUUAGUGAGUCAUUAUAAAUCAGCUAGACUCACUACCAUACAUAAAUGUGUACUGUUUACUGUAAUCAGUGCGUGCUCCUAGUGGCUCCAAAUUUUCCGUAAAUUAAUUAUGAUGGGAUAACUCAGACAAAGAUAGUUCUUGGCUUUGUUUGUGUUUUGGAUGAAACUCUACAUGAGUCACACUUGACGGUCGCAAAUAUCAAAGGAGCGGAAAGCUGAGUGUUUUUUUCCACUGCACACAAGGAAAAGAAACUGAACUUUGUUUUCAAUCUCAUCAAGGCACCCACGCCUUUCUCGCCCAUACAUGACCUCUGUAUCUUACACAGCUAAAGAUGCAUCGGUUAAAUAGUGACUUUAUUAUAUAAUUAAUGAAUUUUACCCAUUUGGAGCUCAUCUGACUCUUGCGCUGUGUGCCAGAGUGAUUGCCAGAAUAUAAUACCCUCAGAAUUGACUCAGUUUGGUUUAUUUGGCUGUCAUUAAUUUUGUCUCUGUAAAACAUAGUGCAUAUGACAUAAAUCAACCCAAUCUCUGUAAAAUGAAAAGACAUUAUAAAAUACAUAAUCAAUCACAUAUACCAUACAACCACUUAGGUGUAUAAAUCUCUUACAAAUUAAAAAAAGACAUUUACAAAAUGUGACAAAAAAAUUAAAGGCGUUUUUUUU